Molecule: messenger RNA, 2040 nt
Organism: Lachancea dasiensis
Lineage: Eukaryota; Fungi; Ascomycota; Saccharomycetes; Saccharomycetales; Saccharomycetaceae
Source: the annotation of a GenBank genome assembly
AUGUCCAAUCCCCUCAAAUCCUCUAAUAGUGCCUCUCCCUUCAUCAAACGAGAGCAACUGAGGAGAGACUUUCUGAAAUCACGGCUCAAGAAAACAGGGACUCCUAAGCCAUACGUGAAAAAGGAAGAUCCCGAGACCUACGAGGAACGCACCAAUCAGCUACUCAAUGGCGGUGCUUCAGGUAGCGGGAGCUCUAACGGAGAGACGAAGGUCAAGCAAGAAAACUCUACACAAUACAAUGAGUUUCCGCUAAGAGCAGUCUCCCACGAACAUUUGGAAAACAUCAGGACUCACAUUCUCAAAUUUCAAAGUAAGAAAAAGAUUGAUCCUCAGAACGACCUUCAUCUCCCGGUGAGGCUCCAUCGUAAAGACACACGUAAUUUGCAAUUUCAACUCACGAGAGCUGAAAUUGUUCAACGGCAGAAAGAGAUAGCAGAGUACAAGCGAAAUGCAGAAAUGGAGAAAGCACCCAAUGCAUCUUUGCAGGUAUCAGGAGGCUCAACUAGCUCUACUCCUGCUUCGGGGAUAGCCACGCCGGCUACACAAGCCUCGGCAGCCCCUUCUGCAGAAACCUCUGCCAACUCAAAUCCACAUGCGACAGAUGAAAAGUCUUCAAGUCUUCCUGCUGAUGGAGAUGCUACUCAAAGUAAUAGUGAACCUUCAGGUUCGAAACCUUCAGUUCCACCAUUGACAAGAUUGGAGGAAGCGGGCGUUUCGGAGGACCCAUCAAAAGUAGGCAUGGUGAAAUAUGACGGUAAGGAAAAGCUCUUGGAUGCCGAAAGUAAAGAAGAUCCAUUUGCGGACGUGGCUCCCGACGGUGGUGGUCGUUUCAAGAGAGGCAACGUCAAGAGAAAGACGCGGUCACUCAAACUAUUAGAUGAAAAUGCAAAACGAUUAAGAUUUGAGGAGUUCUACCCUUGGGUCCUAGAAGACUUUGAUGGCCUCAAUACCUGGGUAGGCUCCUACGAAGCCGGAAACUCAGAUUCAUAUGUUCUUUUGAGCGUUGAGAACGACGGCAGUUUUACUAUGAUCCCUGCCGAUAAGGUUUAUAAAUUCACUGCGAGAAACAAGUAUGCCACGCUUACAAUCGACGAAGCUGAGAAACGUAUGGAAAAAAAUGGUAAGGGAAUUCCUCGAUGGCUAAUGAAGCAUUUGGAUGAUAUCGGUACUACCACGACGAGAUAUGAUAGAACGCAAAGAAGAUUGCGGUCAGUUGAUGCCCGCCAGCGGGACGAGGGCGAUGAAGAUAAUAGGGACGACAAUUCCGAAAUUGAGUUAGAUUUCGAUGAGGAGUUUGCCGACGAUGAAGAAGCCCCAAUUAUCGACGGUGAUGAAAAGGAAAAUAAAGAAUCGGAACAACGUAUUAAGAAGGAAAUGUUACAAGCCAAUGCAAUGGGAUUGCGGGAUGGUGAUGGCGAUGAUAUAGAUGAAGAUCUGUUUGGUGAGAAGAAGAUCGACGACGAAGGAGAAAGGACAAUGAAAGCACUCCAAAAAUCCGAUAUGGCCGCUCUUUACGAAUCUGAUGACGAAGCUAAGCUGAAUCCUUACAUAUCUGAAUCAGAGCCCGAAAACCAAGAAGAAGAUAAGGAUAAGGAUAAGGAUGAGAGCCAAGAAAAUGACAAAUCCGGCAGAAGAGGCUCUCCUACUAAGAAAACCAAAAAGGGGACACCUUCUGGAUCUCGUAUUCAUGUUAAAAGUAUCAAGGACUGCCAGGUUAUUCUGAAGGCUGAUAGCUCCACAUUGAAAAACUUCCCGGAAGGAAUAUGGAAUCCAAACACGGCACAGAAAGCUACCGAGAAGAUCGAUAGCGACAGUUUUCUACCCUCCGUUAAGGACGAAGAUAGUGAUACGCACCCAGAUUUGCUUACCGAGGCAGAUAUUGUCAACGUUGUUUCAGGGCGCACAAUGACCCUCAAGCAAUUGAUCAAAGAAUUGAAGGAAAAAGUGGCCAAACAUCCUUCGAACAAGGAUAGGAUGAAACAUUUGGUGAAAAAACUGGUAAAGCUCAAAGAUGGAAACUUAGAACUCAAGGCUUCUUAA